AUGGCGACUCUUGAGCUGUACACCAAGGGGGCGAGUGUGUGGGUCCCUGAUCCAGAAUCAGUUUGGGUUUCAGCUCAGCUCCUGCAGAACUUCAAACCUGGAGAGAAACAGCUUCUGCUGCGACUCCAUGAUGGAAAUGAGGUCCAUCACCCAGUGGGUUCUCUGUCUGACCUCCCCCUGCUGGGGAACCCUGACAUCCUGGAGGGUGAGAACGACCUGACAGCUCUCAGCUUUCUCCAUGAACCUGCUGUGCUGCACAACCUGCGGGUGCGCUUUCUGGACUACAGCAGCAUCUACACGUACUGUGGUAUCGUGUUAGUGGCCAUUAAUCCGUACGAGCAGCUGCCCAUAUACGGUGAGGAGGUGAUCGAUGCGUACAGCGGUCAGGACAUGGCUGACAUGGAGCCGCACAUCUUUUCUGUGGCGGAGGAAGCCUACCGCACCAUGACCAGAGAGGAGAAGAACCAGUCCAUCAUCAUCAGUGGGGAGUCUGGUUCAGGGAAAACGGUCUCAGCCAAAUUCACCAUGAGAUACUUUGCUGUGGUUGGAGGUGCAGCACAGCAGACCAGCGUGGAAGAGAGGGUCCUGGCUUCAAACCCCAUCAUGGAGUCUAUGGGAAAUGCUAAAACCACCCGAAAUGACAACAGCAGUCGUUUUGGGAAGUACAUUGAAAUUGGCUUUGGCAGGAAGGGGGACAUCAUCGGGGCCAACAUGAGAACUUAUCUGCUGGAAAAGUCAAGGGUCGUUUUCCAGGCGUCAUCAGAGAGAAACUACCACAUCUUCUAUCAGCUGUGUGCAUCCAGAGAUCUGCCUGAAAUGAGAGCACUCAGACUCAACGCACCGGGACAUUUCCGCUACACCAACCAGGGAGGGGACGAGCAGAUACCUGGCACUGAUGAUUUGUCUGACCUGGAGCACACUCGCAAUGCUUUCACCACUCUCGGUGUGCUUCCUGACCAGCAGAUGGAGCUCUUCAGGAUCAUUUCGGCUGUUCUUCACCUGGGAAAUGUUAACAUUCAAGCCAGUGGGAGGAGUUCGGACAGGAGUUACAUAGAUGCAGAGGACCACGCUCUGGCUGUGUUCUCCAAGCUGUUGGGAGUUGAAAGAUCUCAGAUGGCUCACUGGCUGUGCCACCGCAGACUCACAGUAGGAGGAGAGAUGCUGGUGAAACCUAUAACUGGUCAACAGGCUCAAGAAGCCAGAGACGCACUUGCAAAACACAUCUACGGCCAGCUGUUCAUAUGGACCGUCCAGAGGCUCAACUCUGCCCUGCGCAGCCAGAGGUCAAAGGCCAAAUCCUUUAUAGGGGUGCUGGAUAUCUACGGGUUUGAGACUUUUCAGUGGAACAGUUUCGAACAGUUCUGUAUAAACUAUGCAAAUGAGAAGCUUCAGCAGCAGUUUAACCGGCACGUGUUCCACUUGGAGCAGGAGGAGUACGUGCGUGAGGAGCUGGCCUGGAACAGGAUUGAAUUCAGCGACAACCAGCAGUGCAUCAACCUCAUCGAGGGGCAGCUGGGAAUGUUUGAUUUGUUAGAUGAGGAGUGCAGGAUGCCAAAAGGUUCAGAUGAAAGCUGGGUCCUCAAACUGUACGACCAACACCUGACCAGUAAACCCCACGCUCACUUCAAAAAACCUCGCAUGUCCAACAGCGCCUUCAUCAUUCUGCACUUCGCUGACACGGUGCAGUAUGAAUGCUCUGGCUUUUUGGACAAAAAUCGAGACACAGUCUUUGAGGAGCUCAUUAACAUUCUCAAAGCAAGUCAGUCUGAAUUGGUGGCUGAGUUGUUCCAGCUGCAGGGAAACGCUCCCUUCGUAGCCAAUGGGAGCGUUCGUUCAGGGAAAAGAGCAACCAGAGAACAUAAACUCACAGUAGGCUUCCAGUUCCGUCAAUCCUUACAGAUGUUAAUGGACACUCUUAACAGCACCACCCCUCACUACAUCCGCUGUAUUAAACCCAAUGACCUAAAAGAAGCUUUUAUGUUUGACCCUAAGAGGACUGUGCAGCAGCUGAGAGCAUGCGGAGUGCUGGAGACUAUUCGGAUCAGUGCUGCAGGUUAUCCAUCCAGAUGGACGUAUGAGGAGUUCUUCAGCAGGUACCGAAUUCUUCUUCGGGGGCCUCAAAACCAGGCCCAGGCCCAGGCUUUGUGCAGACGGUACCUGCCUGAGCUCAUUCCAGACGCAGAUCAGUACUGCUUUGGGAAGACCAAAGUAUUUUUCCGAGCAGGUCAGGUGGCGCUUCUAGAGAGGCUGAGGUCUGAGCGGCUGCGAGCGGCUGCUGUGAUCAUCCAAAGUCGAGUCAAAGGAUGGCUGGGACGGGUCAAAUACAGCAGGGUCCGCUGGGCAGCUGGAACCAUACAGCGGUUCAGCAGGGGAACUCUGGCCCGACGUUUGGCUCUGACGCUGCGCUACACCAAGGCUGCUCUGGUGCUCCAGAAGACCUUUCGUAUGCUGCUGGUCCGACGGCUUUUCCUCGUGAUCCGACAGGCCACCGUCACCAUCCAAGCCUUCACCAGGGGAACGCUGGCGCGCCGCAGACACAGUCAGCUGGUGGCAGAGAGGGCUGCUGUGCUGCUCCAGGCCAGAGUACGGGGGUGGCUGGCAAAGCGGGCGUACAGGCGUGUGCGUGCGGCGGUGGUGUUUAUGCAGUGCUGCGUGCGCCGUAAGGCCAGCAGGAGGGAGCUGCUGAAGCUGAAGGCUGAGGCUCGAUCAGUGGAGAGGUACAGGGAGCUCAACAAGGGCAUGGAGGUGAAACUGAUGCAGCUGCAGCUCAGAGUGGACCAGGAGGUAAGGCAGAGUGCUGCUCUGAAUGAGACCCUCAGUGCAGAACGAGAGGCUGCAAGCGUUGAGCUGGAGGCUCUGAGGUCGAUCAUACAGAAACUGGAGAACCAGAAACAGGAGAAGCUUCCUACUGGUCCAGUUGUCAGUGAGAAGGAGGUGGAGGAAAGAAGGAGAGCCGAGGAGAAAGCUGCCCAGAAGAUCCUUCGACUUACAGAGGAGCUACAAACGCUGCAAAAAGAAAAGGACGAUGUUUACAUCGAGAAAAUGGAUGUCUCUGCUCGUUUGCUCGAGCAAGAGAAAACCCAACAGGAGUGUGUGCGUCAGGCUGUGUUGCAGGCCAGUGCAGCUCUUCGCUCAGAGCUGGAUGAGGAAAAGAUGAAGUAUCAGGGUCUCCUGAAGGACUUCACCCGACUGGAGCAGAGAUACGACAACCUCAGGGAGAUGAGUCUGCUCUCAGAGCGUGGCAAAGGCCACCGGAGGACCGACUCCUCCCAGAGUUUGAUCUUCGAGCCUCUUUCUCCUUCUUCGACUCCACUGUCACCCCAGUCUCUCACCCCGCUCUCGCUGUCACCCUUCCCCUCUGCGUUUCCUUCCCCGGAGGCGGUACGGAGGAUCAGCGUGACGUCUCCCACUGAGGAGAGGAGACACUCGGUGUGGAGCUCAGACACACAGAUGGAGCAGCUCAUGGAGAAGAUGGAUGUUCCUAAGGACCCGGCGGUGAAGAUGAAAAGAGAAGACUUGGAACUAGCUUACGAUGCUGUUCGGGUAGCAAACAAGUUUCUGGAGCGUCAGCUCCGUCAGCAGCACCAUGGCUGGGAGGAAGAACUCAACGCUCUGAGGUCCCAGCUCAGUCAGGCCGCCAUGUGUUCCUCCUCUGCUGCACAGGCACAGGAUCUCUGGGAGCUGCUGGAAGCCAGAGAGCAGGAGUGUGUGAGGCUGAGGAGGGAGCUGAAGGAGUUAAAAACAACAGUGUCGCUCAGACGCCUCCUCUCACAUGUUUUUCCAUCAGCUUUGACCACAGAAGUGUGCUGCCCACCUCAGCUGAAACCUGCAGCAGUCAGCAGCUCGUUGGAGUGUAGGAAAAGAGAUGAAACCAAACUCAUCAAAAACCUCAUCACAGACAUCCGAGCUGAUGUCGCUCUGUCUCUGCCUCCUGGUCUGCCUGCCAGAAUCCUCUUUCUGUGUGUCCGUCAGGCCGACUGCAGCGGCGACCAAGGCCGAGCUCGCUCGCUCUGCAGCGCUGCCGUCACCGCCAUGAAGGCCGUUACCAAGAAACAUAUUAAUGACUUACACAUGACGGCACUGUGGCUUGAAAAUGUCUGUCUGUUGCACGACCUGCUGGUCCAACAUUCCCCAAAACAGAGCCUUGACCCAGAUGAGUUGGUUCCUUUGACCUUUGACCUGAGCGACUUGAUCCGCUCCCUGAGCGACCUGUGUAUCCAGUCCUAUCAGCAGCUGCUCUGCAUCACAGAGACACACCUACAAAAACUCAUAGUCCCAGCCUUGCUGGAGAGCGAGACCAUCGCAGGCCUGUCCAGCUCAGCUGUGAAAAUGGGAGUAUCCAGGAAGCGAGCAGGUUCAGAUCCCAAGCCGGUGGGAGCAGAAGCCCCCACCAUGGCUCCUGUGUUGAGGGAGCUUGGAGCCCUUCACACUGCCCUGCUCCAUCAGGCUCUGCCCCAGAGCCUGAUGGAGCAGGCCUUCAGGCAGCUCACCCACUUCAUCUGCGCCUGCACUCUCAACAACCUGCUGCUGAGGAAGGACAUGUGCUGCUGGAGCCGUGGCUUGCAAAUACGCUACAAUGUGAGCCUGCUGGAGGAAUGGCUGCGGAGCCGAGGUCUGCAGGCAGGGGGCAUCAUGACCACACUGGAGCCCCUCAUCCAAGCAGCUCAGCUGCUGCAGGUGGGGAAAAAGACUGACGCAGACGCUCAGGCCAUAGUUCACACCUGCACUGCCCUCUCCAGCAAACAGAUUGUGAAAAUUCUGACUCUCUACACGCCACAUAGUGGUCUUGAUGAAAAAGUAUCUUUGAAUUUCAUCCGCACGGUCCAGGAACUUUUGAGAGGCUGCUCUGACAGUCAGCCUCCGCAGCUCCUCGUGGAUGUGAGGAGAGCGUUUCCUGUCACAUUCCCCUACUCGCCUCCGCCCGUCGUCAGCGCUGAAGGAUUAGUCAUCCCAGAUUCCCUGAAGAUCUCUUUUCUACACAGAGCCUGAAAAACUGGAUGCAAAUAUUUACUCGUUUUAGCAAACUGAACU
Nematolebias whitei (Rio pearlfish) is the source of this 5031-nucleotide messenger RNA. Its product is annotated as unconventional myosin-Vb. Gene Ontology annotation, biological process: vesicle transport along actin filament; actin filament organization. Gene Ontology annotation, cellular component: vesicle; myosin complex; cytoplasm. NCBI's taxonomy places the organism in Eukaryota, Metazoa, Chordata, Actinopteri, Cyprinodontiformes, Rivulidae. Bases 1 to 4989 code for a protein of 1662 amino acids. The record is from RefSeq and is a predicted model, not a curated record. The transcript has 35 exons. Gene Ontology annotation, molecular function: microfilament motor activity; ATP binding; actin filament binding.